GUGCUUCAGUUGUAGACCAGUCGUGAUCUCAUUUGGACGUGUGUUCCUUGUUCAAAAAUUGUUUUGCGUGUCUUUUGUGGACACUGAAUUUGAAAAAUUCAAAAUAAAAAAAAAUUGAUCUGAGACGAAGAAAAAAACUCUUGUCGUGUUUAUGUUCCACAAAAAAGAUUCUUAUAAUCCAUCUCGAGAUCCGAUCAAGAGACGAGCGAGUUUAUAAAAAAAAAUGUGCCAGUGAAAACCUAAUCAAGGAUACAAGGAUAAUCCUUUAAAACCAUAGUGAAGUGACACAAAAAGAUACUUCCAAUUCAAACUCGGAUUCCUAAACAAAACAAAAAAGAUAAUUUUCCUUGAUAUAAUUCAUUUGUGUGUCUUUAAGUGUUUUGUGGAUUUUGUGGAUUCUAUUUAAAAAAAAAUUAUUUUUUUUAUUAUUUUUUCAAUUGAAAAAUCCAAACAUAUAUGAUAAAAUUAUCAGGAAUGACUGUGACUGGUGUACGUACAACAAUGACGAGCCCGACGGUUCCCCCAACAUCGCAUCAUCAACAUCAAAUGCACAAAUCUAGCUCGCGAUUGAGUAACUUUAGUGUGGCAUCUCUGUUGGCCGACACAAGGCCACGGAGUCCCACCGAACCUAUUGAUAUGAUGCUGCCUACAAAUCUUUCCUCCUCAACUUUAAAUGCCGCCAGCGCUACCGUCGCUGUUACAACAGCAACAACAACAUCGCCACAUUCAGCAGCGUCGACAACGUCAAUAUCACCUCCAGCGCCACAUCAUCCGCCAAUGUUAUUGCAUCCGCACCAUUUGCAACAUAUUGCCGCCAUGCACCAACAACACCUCCAAAAUUGCAAUAAUAACAAUAAUAACAGCAAUAAUAACAAUAACUCAUCAAAUCACCUGCCCAACAUCAAUAUCCUCAGCAAUCAUCAUCAUCAGCAUCAUAAUAAUAAUUCAUCAUCAUCGCCAGUUUCAUCGCUGCAUCAUCAACAGGAGAGCAAUCACAGUAGUCUGACGACGACGACGACGAUAAUGACAAAAAAUGAACGUCAUACGCCCCACAGUUCGGCCGAAUCGGAAGUUGAUUAUGAUUCGAAUCAGGAAGAAGAAGAUAUUGAUAUUGAAGAUAUGAAUAAUGAUAGUAGAUCAACGCCGGGCUUAGAUAGUAGUAAAUCGCCUGAAAUGCCCAAUUCGAUGCAAUCUUCACCGCAUAUUCUAUCUCCUUCGGCGGCAGCAUUAGCGGCGGGACAUGUACCAAUUCGACCGACACCGACAUUUAGUGCGUUAGCGGCAGCUUGGGGUGGAAUUGUUGGCGGUGUUCCAUGGCCGGGUGCGAGACAAAUGCCACCGUUUGGACCGCCUGGAUUAUUUCCUGGACAAAGUUUUGGACCUGGUGGAGAAAACAACGAACCACCAAGAAUCAAAUGCAAUCUGCGCAAGCACAAACCAAAUCGUAAACCCCGUACACCAUUCACAACGCAACAAUUACUAUCACUCGAAAAGAAAUUCCGUGAAAAACAAUAUUUAAGCAUUGCUGAACGUGCUGAAUUCUCCUCAUCAUUAAGGCUGACUGAAACACAGGUGAAAAUCUGGUUUCAAAAUCGACGUGCCAAGGCGAAACGCCUCCAAGAAGCUGAAAUUGAAAAAAUCAAAAUGGCCGCGUUGGGACGUGGUGCUCCUGGCGCUCAACUUUAUAUGGGUUAUUUUCAUCCAAAUUUAAUGCAUUUAGGAUAGAGUUAACCAUAAUAAAAAAAAAAUUUUGAUUAUCAAAAAAAACAUCAUCAUAAAAAAUAAUCCAAAAGAGAAAAAAAUGUACCCCUCAACCCCCAAAAUUGCUGUGAUGCUAGAGCAUUUUGUAAAUAAAAAAAAAAAAUAAAAGAUUAAAA
Messenger RNA from Episyrphus balteatus (marmalade hoverfly), 1877 nucleotides. It is a transcript of the gene Dr, whose product is annotated as muscle segmentation homeobox. NCBI's taxonomy places the organism in Eukaryota, Metazoa, Arthropoda, Insecta, Diptera, Syrphidae. Gene Ontology annotation, cellular component: nucleus. The transcript is spliced from 2 exons. Gene Ontology annotation, molecular function: DNA-binding transcription factor activity, RNA polymerase II-specific; RNA polymerase II transcription regulatory region sequence-specific DNA binding. Bases 457 to 1725 code for a protein of 422 amino acids. Gene Ontology annotation, biological process: regulation of transcription by RNA polymerase II; embryonic morphogenesis. The record is from RefSeq and is a predicted model, not a curated record.